This is a messenger RNA of Suillus fuscotomentosus, 1614 nucleotides long. RefSeq lists its product as uncharacterized. The record is from RefSeq and is a predicted model, not a curated record. The annotation marks the transcript as partial. NCBI's taxonomy places the organism in Eukaryota, Fungi, Basidiomycota, Agaricomycetes, Boletales, Suillaceae. The transcript has 7 exons.
UGUAUUAUGGCGCUAAUAUGCAGGCUACAUUCAAAUUGUCCCUGCCCUAUCUGUCUUGUUCCCUCAACCAAACUUUUUGAUCUCAGCACAGUGUAUCCUACUCGAACCAUCGAGGAUGCAAAAGCUUUCUUAGAGUUGUAUUCAAGGGACCGUGUUGCUGGAGAAGCAGUACUGAAGGCACACGGCUUACGUCCUGUUGCGAAUGCGCUCUGGGAAGUUGAGAACUCUAAUCCUCACGAGACGCUCUCGUUCGAUCCCUUACAUGUCAAUGAUAUCGGUAACUGGGGCACCCACUUUUUCGAGGAGCUCAAAAUAUGUCUGAAGGCUCUCGGUCGUGAAGCUGAGGCGAAGAUUGAUGAACAGUUCAACACAUUUCCGCGAUGGCGUAAUUUAAACCAUUUCAAGUCUGUCAUGAAGAUAUUGUUUAGUGAUGGCAACAAACUUAGGGAUAUCGCUAAGCAAAUGCUGUAUGCAGCACAAAACAUAUUGACACACAAUGAAGAUACUGUUGGCUAUGUGCUGUUGCAGUGUAUAGCCAGCUACCUACAACUGACCAUGUACAUAGCGCUUGAUGUGCACACCGAAGCCACACUUGCUGCUGGAGAAGUGGAGCUUCUAGUGUUCGAAACGCACCUACAUGCAUAUAUUGACAUACAGGGUGAAGAUUUAACCAAGAACUGGAAUUUUCCCAAGGUGCAUGCCCUGACGCAUGCUUUCCCUGACAUCCACGCAAAAGGAGCAGCACGCAACUUCAGUACUCAACCGAACAAGAAGCAACAUGGACCAUUGAAGCAAGCAUACUUGCGUCAAAUGAAUCGUAAAGAUGUUGCCAAUCAGGUCCUCAAGCUUGAUCAUAUCAGUGUAGUUUCUGAAUUGGUCCACAGUCGUAUUUCCCACCUUGAUGAAGAUCGGUGCAAACACACGAUGUCACAGGGAGAACUCAAAGACAAUGAUACACUAGAUGAUCAGCCAUUUUUGGGCCAUCUCCAUGUCGGCGCUCCUCAAAUUCCUGUCACUCUCGCUGCAGUGGAGGAAGGCAACACAUCAAACCGCACAUUUCAGGAUUUCCGAAAGAAGUUCAUGAAGUUCCUCAAUAAUUUCGUUGUUUCAAACAACAUUCCUUUGGAUGGUGUUACAUGGUUGCAGCCUACAGCUAACAAUAAACUUCAAGAAUAUCGCUACCUCAAAGUAAACUAUGAGUCUACUGUCGACUGGAGACUGACCACCGACUAUCUCCGAUGUAAUCCGAGCUUCCAUGGGUGUGAACAUUGUUAUUGCGCCUUGAUACAGACCCUAGACAAGGACGGGAAUGACAAGAAUAUCUUUGUCCAGAUAUUGUUCAUGUUCAAGUUUACGGUCAGCAAUCACACUUUUGAACUUGCAUUAGUCCUAUCCAUGGAUGCUCCCACUGGUUCAAGACAAAGUACAGAUCGCGAUCUGGGACUAACUCGUCUUUGGGCACGACCUCUAGCUUCAUUGGAAUUUAUUUCCUUACAAUCUAUCAUUCGCAGUGCUUUACUGGUGCCAGAUUAUGAUAACAAUGGUGAUUUUUUCCUUGUUGAUCUUGUCGACACAGAUAUGUUCCUCCGUGCGAAGAGUUUGAGGUCUAGGUAG